AUGUCCUCAAACAACCCAUUUGCUUCUGCUAUGAGUGGCGAGUAUAAACAUCAUAGAGACCCUCCUCCUCCUCCCCCUUCUGCUUCGCACCACAAGGUCGCUCCGCCUCAACCUCCUCGCGAUAAAAAACCAGCCCCUCCUCCCUCGUAUGAAGAAGUUGCCGGCGCUGAGGCUGCAGCAAAAGAUUACCCCAGAGAAAAACUGUCUUCCUCUGUUCCCCACCGCUCGCACAGCGAAGCAAGCCAUAGACGUCGACAUGGCGAAAGCAGCCGUCACCAUAGGUCAGGAAAGUCAUCGUCGAAGCAUAAAUCGUCGAAGAAAAAAAUUGAACCUCACAAGCCUGGUAAUUUGGACACCAUCGAUAAGUUGGAUGUGAGCGCAUUCUUUGGUGGCCGCUUCCACCACGAUGGUCCAUUUGACGCUUGUACACCCCACAGAAACAAAAACGAUAAAAAUGCCCCUGUGUUGGCAUUUCCAGCUGAUGGACCUAACAGUUCCAUUAAGGCCGCUGGACCAGGCAUUAACAACGAUGACCGCAUGGAUUUGGCCUUUGGAAACUACACAGAAGACCGCAACGAAAUUGUUGGCAUCAAGUCACAGCCACAACCGGCCCCAGUGCCUCUUCCAAAAUCAAACCGUGGGUCUGAUGAUCCACAAAGUACAAUGUAUACCCCUCGCUUGAACCCAUCUGUCGUUGCGUUUGAUGCGAACCAAAAGGCGGCUCCAAUUCACGGCCUGACGACUGCAGGUUUAGGUUCUUCUACAUUCCUUGAUGGCGCGCCGGCACCCAAGACAGAUGAAACUUUCAAUAGUAGCGGACUAGGACGGAAAAAAUCGUUGGUUCAGAGAUUGCGCAAGAAUAGUCUGAGCGACCAGCCAGCACGCCGUAUGUCUAACGACAACUACAGCGAGUAUGCACGCUCCCCCUCAUACGAAGAGGAGAGCAGUAACUCCUUGUUGCGCAGAGUCAAGAGUUUGAAAGUGGGCCGCCGCUAA
Molecule: messenger RNA, 996 nt
Organism: Clavispora lusitaniae ATCC 42720
Lineage: Eukaryota; Fungi; Ascomycota; Pichiomycetes; Serinales; Metschnikowiaceae
Cellular component (GO): cytoplasm
Source: RefSeq, a predicted model, not a curated record